Lindgomyces ingoldianus is the source of this 1339-nucleotide messenger RNA. Its product is annotated as guanine nucleotide-binding protein, beta subunit. The transcript has 5 exons. The coding region runs from base 133 to 1188 and encodes 351 amino acids. Gene Ontology annotation, biological process: G protein-coupled receptor signaling pathway. NCBI's taxonomy places the organism in Eukaryota, Fungi, Ascomycota, Dothideomycetes, Pleosporales, Lindgomycetaceae. Gene Ontology annotation, cellular component: heterotrimeric G-protein complex; cytoplasm. Gene Ontology annotation, molecular function: signaling receptor complex adaptor activity; protein binding. The record is from RefSeq and is a predicted model, not a curated record.
GACUUAGCCUCUUCUCGGUCUCCGGCCGCUGCAGCUGCGUCCCUGCGCGAGGCCCCUGGAUCUUGCCUGCCUCGCCUCUCGACGCUGUCCUCCGCGACACCCUACCUUCGCCCCGACUCUUGACACUGUACUAUGGCCGAUAUGAACGCAGAAUCUAUCCAACAGAAAAUCCAGAUCGCCCGCCGUGAUGCCGAGGCUCUCAAGGACAGGAUAAAACGGAAGAAGGACGAGCUGGCUGACACAACCCUUCGCGAUGUUGCGAAGCAGCGGGUCGAUGCCCUCCCGCGCCUCACCAUGAAGACCAAGCGCACCCUCAAGGGCCACUUGGCGAAGAUCUAUGCUAUGCAUUGGUCAACGGACCGACGGCACCUCGUCUCUGCCUCCCAGGAUGGGAAGCUCAUAAUCUGGGAUGCAUACACAACAAACAAAGUUCACGCCAUUCCCCUCCGAUCUUCGUGGGUCAUGACCUGCGCCUAUUCACCCUCAGGGAAUUAUGUGGCGUGCGGUGGCCUGGACAACAUCUGCUCCAUCUACAAUCUCUCUGCACGAGAGGGCCCGACCCGUGUUGCCCGCGAGUUGUCUGGCCACUCCGGAUACCUGAGUUGCUGUCGAUUCAUUAGUGACAAGCGUAUCCUGACCUCUUCUGGCGACAUGACCUGCGUGCUUUGGGACUUGGAGACUGGUUCGAAGGUGCACGAAUUUGCCGACCAUCUUGGCGACGUGAUGAGCUUGAGCAUAAAUCCGCUUGAUCACAACCAAUUCGUCUCCGGAGCCUGUGAUGCCUUCGCCAAACUGUGGGAUAUUCGACAGCAGAAGUGUGUGCAGACCUUUGCAGCGCAUGACUCCGACAUUAACGCCAUCCAAUUCUUCCCGAAUGGAAACGCCUUCGGUACAGGUUCGGACGACGCAUCGUGCAGGCUGUUCGAUAUCCGCGCCGACCGCGAGCUUCAGAGCUACACCAUCCCCGAACCCGUAUGUGGAAUCACGUCGGUAGCUUUCUCGGUCUCUGGCAGACUGUUGUUCGCUGGUUACGAUGACUUCGAGUGCAAGGUAUGGGAUGUACUUCGAGGAGAGCGUGUCGGGACACUGCAAGGACACGACAACCGAGUCAGCUGUCUCGGUGUAAGUAAUGACGCGCUGAGUCUCUGCACUGGCUCAUGGGACUCCAUGUUGCGCAUCUGGGCAUAAUUCACGCUGCUUGGUAUGUGACUACAUGUGAUAAUGCAAUCUCAACGAGGAUGACUCCGUGCGCACUUCUCCUUUAAUUUGUAGCCCAACUACGACAAAAAAGCCUUGUACGUUUCUCAUACACCCUCUACAUCCUCAUAUCGCUUCCCAU